CCGAGCUCGUGCAGCGAUGAGGUAGAGUAUAAAACGAACUAAGGUGUUGUUGCUGAAAGCGCUAUGUCGAUAAGAGAGAGAGGAUAUGAACAGAUAUUUAAGUAACAGCUUUAAUGCAAACAGACUGCUUAGACUGUCCAGUAGUGGGUGACCUGUUCACUGAGCUAGCAAUAAGAAAAGUCCACUUAGGCUGGUGGUUUUAGCCACUUAUAUUUUGUGCUUUUUAUUCGUUUUUUAUGAAGACCGUUAACACAACUUGUUACUUCGAUGAAAUGAUAUAGAAGCUAACACAAGUUCUUAGGAUGUUGCAGAGAAGAUUUUAUCCGUUUCUUCUUCUUCUUCUUCAGACGUUCUUCAUGGAAGCCUGGAGUCGUAAUGCACAUAACUAUCACCAUAGGCACAGACUUAUCGCAGGAUGUUCCCGCUGCUCACCAGGGUACUCUGUGGUCGAACGUUGUUCUAGAAACAAAAACACAGAAUGCGCCGCCUGCCGACCAGGGACAUACCUGCCCCACCACUCUUACAAGCAAAGGUGUUACCCAUGUUCUCGGUGUGGCGAAGGUCUGUACAUAGCCCAUCAGUGCACAUCAUCGAAAGACACAGUUUGUGACUCCUGCCACACCUAUAGAGGGCCUCACAAUAAGAACUUUCACCAGAAAUGUGUGCUUGCCCGAAACAAUACACAAACGUCCAUCAGCCGGACAAGCGUAUUUUCAAAUGCUUCUGUAUCACGGUAUUUGAAAUCUUCAGAUCGAAAAGUCUCUUCUUCUCCUAAUUCUGUCACUGAAAAGCAAAAUCGUAGUUCAAUUUCAAAACAAAAGUAUACGAAUAAGUUACGUGUUUUCUUUCCUGUAAUACCCACAAGCACAAGAAACAUUAGCAAAGGUGAUUCAAUUUCAGACGACAUACAAACAUUGGGAUUUCAUCAGAGCCCCAACACCACCCUUGGGCGCGUCCACGAAACAUUGUUGCCGGAAGUAGAUGUUUCACAAGUCUUUGUUUUUACUGCAGGUCUUGCAACGAUGGUGGUCAUCAUUAUUAUUACAACCGUGAUUAUCUUAAAGCGGUAUCAAAAGGCCAAGACACACUACACGCACGUACCUGUCUACGACCAAGAAACGAUCAUGCUAUAAAAGGCAAUCCUAUCGUUUAAGGUGGUGUGAGCUGAAUUAACAACAGUGAAAUAUCUUCCUGAUUUGAUAUUCAUGUAAUUGAAACGUACCAGUGGAAGCCGGAAAAGCAGAAGACAAAAAUCCACAAUAUGAUUUAUUGACAUUAUGAUAUUAAGAGUGACGUAAUGCUUAGGUGUUCACUGUUUACGUCUAUUCUGCUGCCAAGUGAUAAUGCUGAAUAAAGGACCUGAAUUAGCGCCAUCUAGUGACAAGUACAGACAAUGCUAAAAUGAAACCAGAAUGAAAAACUAUGGAUUGUUAAAGAUUACAAUGAAUUUAGACUAUCACGUGAAUGGCAGGAUGGCGAUUUUUUUAUACAUCUGUAUCGUUUUUGAGAAAAUUAUAGAUUAUACUUUUGUUGGAGACUUUCAAUGUUUUUCCAUCCAUGCAUGACCAGCUGCUUGAUGUUGCUAUAACGACGCAAUUGUUUCCAAAUUUUUAUUUUUGUGUUGUAUUUAUCCACAAUCUCUAAUGUCCUUGGUACGUAUUCCGAAAUUCGCCAUAACCGAUGACAAGUUUUUGUCGUAGCGUACAAAUGCAAAACUGAGAGACUGACCGAUUGUGCACAGCGAAAUAGUUUAGCUGAUUCGCUAACGUCCUUAAGGUUGUCCUCGUGAUAGUAAUCACCUGGUUGACGGUGUAAUUGUGAUGAACCGCUAACGUCUGUAAGAUUGUCCUGGUGAUAGUAAGCACCUGGUUGAUGUUGUAUAGCGUAAAAGUUUUAGCUGAACCACUAACGUCAGUCACUUUGUCCUCAGAAUAGUAAACACCUGGAUGAUGGUGUAAAAGUUAAAAUGAACCUCUAACGUCAUAUAACGUUUGUCCUGGAGAUAAUAAACACCUGGUUGAUGGUGUAGAAGUUAAAAUGAACCGCUAACGUCCGUAAGGUUGCCUGGAUAAUAUUACUCGAUGUUUUUGUGUCCUCAGCUUAAAAUGACUGUAUUAUAGUGUUUAAAAAUGAAAAUGUGUUACUAGAUGAGGAAAAGCUUAGUAACUUAAGGAAAUGAUCGUUUCCUUAUCAACGUAUAGUGGUGUAUAACCGUCAUUCAUGGUUCACAUUUACAAUGACUCAAAGUUGUUAAGUGCUAAAUUAUAGUUAGUUUUUAAAUAUACUGUUAUUAUUUUUAUACGUAUAUGAUCGAAAACUAAUUGUAUGCAAGUUAUUGAUUGUUACUAUGCCGCACGAUUUUCAAAUUUCGUAUUAUAAAACGCCAUCGGCAGACAUCAAUCUUAAUUAAACAAAUGUACGAAUAUCCGUAUUCGUUAAAUAGGAAAGAUCUCAUUAUUAGUAGUAAGUAUUAAAAAUAAUGUUAUUUGUACA
Messenger RNA from Limulus polyphemus (Atlantic horseshoe crab), 2493 nucleotides. RefSeq lists its product as uncharacterized. The record is from RefSeq and is a predicted model, not a curated record. Bases 303 to 1133 code for a protein of 276 amino acids. The transcript has 5 exons. NCBI's taxonomy places the organism in Eukaryota, Metazoa, Arthropoda, Merostomata, Xiphosura, Limulidae. Gene Ontology annotation, molecular function: protein binding.